AUGGGCCCAAAACGAGUGCGCGUCGCAACACAGCCAUUCGAACAGGGCGUCAACCCGGGCGAGCCGCGUCCAUCGAAGAAGCGCAAGCAGUCCUCACGGUAUACUGCCCCCAUACAAGCUACGCCAAGAAAGAGUGCUCGCCGUACUGGCUCAGUCUCUGCCGGAGGACUCGCCUCGCCGCCUCCCACCUUACCUCGUAAUCAGAGCCCGCUCUUCGAGCCCGAGCCGCCGCAUACGCAGCCCGCUGUUGCAAUACAAGCUGAGGAUAUAAUUGAUGGCGAAGAUGAUGGUCUAGAGGAGGAGGAGGAGGAUGGAGAGGACGGCGGCAACGGCGGAGUUGAGGAGGAACAGGAGCUGCCAAAUCUUCCAUCGUCGCCUAUACCUAUUGUUUCUCCUUUCGUUCAUGUUAGAUGGCGGGCUUGCUUUGGUGAUAUGGAGAAGAACGCAAUAACUACAGCGUACAACGUUGCGCGUGAUAAGAAGUUUGACGAUCUCUUCGAAUUUGAGCUGUGGGACUGGGUGGAUAGAGUCGUUGAUGAUUUGAAGCCUCGUAAAGUAAAGAAACCUACGCUUUGCGCGGUAGUAUAUCCAGCUCGUCAGCUCAAGCGCGAUCGUGCAAUCAAAGCGUUGCGUAGAGGCGAUUUAGAGGAUUGGUACGCGCUGAAGGAGUUAGUCAAGGCCAUCGACGAGGCUGCCAACGAGUACAUACAUGUCGACUUCGAUCUCAUGCUCACUGAGGAGUUGAACGAGGCACCACGAGCUGCUAUCAUUGGUGCCAGCGCUCGCGCUCGCCCGGUGACGGCGACGAUGAUACAAGAGGAUGGGAUAGCUGGUGUUCUAGCUGCUGAACGAGCAGGCGGCGGUCAUGCUAUUGGACUUCGAGAUCGAUGGCGCUGUAUAGAUAAGCAUUGCAGUAACUUCCCAUACAGCUGUUGGCUGCGGCCAGGGACGGCGUCGCGAUUCGAAAACCACCUACCUAUUAACGGCAAUAUUAUCGCGAUCUGGGCGAGGGAUAUACACAGCAGAGUAGCAACCUACGACGACCCAACAGAUGAUGUAAAGCUUGCGAUACUAAGGCAGAAGGAUCGCGCGGAUCAUGAGAAAAACCGACGCAAGCGCAGUAGUAGAGGAGGCAAUAAUAGCGGGAGUAGUGGCGAUGAGGAUAUUAAGAGCCUUACUAAAUUGCUGAUUGUCGGGCAACUCAACCAAAUGAAUCGAGAGCCGCUCAGGGAGAUACAACCGCAGGCGCGUAACGCAAACCCAUCUCCGCAAGCACCUCCUAGCGCAUCAGUAUGGGUGCCGAUCGAAUACGAGCAUAUCAAAGAGAUCUUAGAACAUACUGAGAACUUCUGGAGCUCUAUGCGCCGCGAGUAUCCGCACUGGGAUGCUGAGUUUGAGGAUCUAUACGAGACCGUCGUAACAAAAG
Alternaria postmessia is the source of this 1426-nucleotide messenger RNA. RefSeq lists its product as uncharacterized. The record is from RefSeq and is a predicted model, not a curated record. NCBI's taxonomy places the organism in Eukaryota, Fungi, Ascomycota, Dothideomycetes, Pleosporales, Pleosporaceae. The annotation marks the transcript as partial. The transcript has a single exon.